Messenger RNA from Pyricularia oryzae 70-15, 177 nucleotides. RefSeq lists its product as uncharacterized. The record is from RefSeq and is a predicted model, not a curated record. Bases 1 to 177 code for a protein of 58 amino acids. NCBI's taxonomy places the organism in Eukaryota, Fungi, Ascomycota, Sordariomycetes, Magnaporthales, Pyriculariaceae. The transcript has 3 exons.
AUGGCCUCCGACUUUGCUACUGCGGGCGUCAAUCCUGCCGCUGGCGAUGGAGCCGUGGGCGAAGAGAACGAAGAGAAUAUUUUGAGGGCGCAUUAUUUACGGGGAUUGGAGGUUGUUAAAGCCGGGUUAGCUCGUUGGUACAAUGCGACUGGUAGCAACUACUUAGUCUGGUUCUAG